AUGGACAGCAUACAAGACACCAAUCUGGAUGAGUCCCUUCCGCUAGUUUAUGAAAAGGCCCGUCACCUCCCAGUUGAGGUAGAGCACAAAGCCUUUUGGGCGGUAAAAGAAUGCAAUAUAGAUUUUGGAAAAGCCGGAGCUGAAAGGAAGUUGCAACUGCAAGAAUUAGAAAACCUUCGUCUAGAAGCUUAUGAGAACUCCAGGCUGUACAAAGAGAAGGUGAAGGUUGUGCAUGAUAAGCACAUCAAGAGGAGAGAGUUCCAACCUGGGGACUUAGUCCUCCUUUACAACUCCAGAUUAAGGCUUAUUCCAGGCAAGUUGCGAUCAAGAUGGGACGGUCCCUAUCAAGUAGAGAAGGCGGAGGCAUACGGAGUCUUUCACUUGAGUCAUCCUUCAAGCUUUGAAUUCAUCAAGGUCAAUGGACAUCGCUUAAAGCUAUAUCAUGGUGAGAAGAUGCAGAAGAACAAGGAGCUAGAGAUCUUCCUCUUGGAGGAUCCACCAACAGCAGGAGACUGA
Arachis stenosperma is the source of this 516-nucleotide messenger RNA. RefSeq lists its product as uncharacterized. The coding region runs from base 1 to 516 and encodes 171 amino acids. The transcript has 2 exons. The record is from RefSeq and is a predicted model, not a curated record. NCBI's taxonomy places the organism in Eukaryota, Viridiplantae, Streptophyta, Magnoliopsida, Fabales, Fabaceae.